AUGACAGAAGCGGCAGUAUCUGGAGUCGCCCACCAAGACGGCAACCCCAAACAACAACCUCCUCAUGCAUCAACAGAGUUGAGCUCAGAGUCUGGAAGCACGGUCGAUACCAGAACUCGUCGACAGAAACUUAGCGACAUCUUCACUAUCUUUGCAAGUGGUGCCGCUCUUAUCAGCGAUGGAUACCAGAACAAUCUCAUGACUAUGACCAACGUCGCAUUGCGAAAGGAAUACCCGAAACAAUACACACCCUACUUUAGCACUGCCGUCUCCAAUGCACUGCUUGUCGGCGAGGUCAUUGGGCAGGUUGUCGUUGGUCUCACCUGCGAUUACCUCGGUCGCAAGUUUGCGAUCAUUCUUACCACAGUCAUGAUUGUUGUUGGUGGCAUCCUGGCGACUGCUGCGUCCGGUACCACCAUUCAUGGUAUGUUUUGGAUGUUGAUAGUAGCAAGAGGUAUCGUCGGCUUCGGAACUGGAGGAGAAUAUCCUGCAAGCUCAACUUCCGCGAGUGAAGCCGCCAAUGAACAAAACCUCAAGCAACGAGGUCCGUUGUUCAUCCUGGUCACCAAUCUGCCGCUUUCGUUUGGUGGCCCACUUGCCGUUUCGAUCUUCCUCAUCGUCUUGUCCGCCGCUGGUCAAACCCAUCUCGGAACUGUUUGGCGCGUGUGCAUGGGUAUUGGGUGCCUCUUGCCAUUGUCUGUCUUCUACUUCCGUAUGAAGAUGCUCAACUCGAAGCUGUAUCGCCGUGGCGCCAUCAAGAAGCGUGUUCCAUACACUCUCGUGUUGCGCUACUACUGGAAACGACUCUUGGGCACAUGCGGUGCAUGGUUCCUGUACGACUUUAUCACAUUUCCCAAUGGUGUCUUCUCUGCGACAAUCCUAAGCGGUGUAGUCAAGAAGGGAAGCAACAAUAUUCGCUCGACUGCUGAAUGGCAACUCUUGCUUGGUGCCAUCGCGCUGCCCGGUGUCAUAGUUGGUGCUUAUCUCUGCAACCGCAUCGGACGUAAGAACACGAUGAUGCUCGGAUUUAGCGGCUACCUCGUCUUUGGAUUGAUCAUUGGGUGCGCGUACGAGCAAAUCACCAAAAUCUUGCCUCUCUUUGUCGUCUUCUACGGCCUGAUGCAAAGCUGUGGAAACAUGGGACCUGGUGAUAUGCUCGGUCUGCUCUCGAGCGAGAGUUAUGCUACAGCCGUGCGUGGCACCUGUUAUGGUAUCUCGGCUGCGCUGGGAAAGACUGGUGCUGCAAUCGGUACCCAAGCUUUCACUCCCAUCCAGGUACAGCUUGGAAAGAGGUGGACAUUCAUCAUUGCUGCCAUCUGUGGAGUUGCUGGUAUCCUGGUGACCUACUUCUUCAUACCCGAUCUCAGAGGCGAGGAUCUGGCUCGGGAGGACGAGAAGUUUAGAGCAUAUCUGGUGUCCAAGGGUUGGCAUGGUGAGAUGGGUGAAGACGAUUUGAAGGGCCUGGCUGAUGAUGGCGUAUCGCAAGAGGUGAUCGAGGAUGUCAAGAGAGCCUGA
Aureobasidium uvarum is the source of this 1515-nucleotide messenger RNA. The record is from the annotation of a GenBank genome assembly. NCBI's taxonomy places the organism in Eukaryota, Fungi, Ascomycota, Dothideomycetes, Dothideales, Saccotheciaceae.